Molecule: messenger RNA, 2910 nt
Organism: Prunus mume (Japanese apricot)
Lineage: Eukaryota; Viridiplantae; Streptophyta; Magnoliopsida; Rosales; Rosaceae
Source: RefSeq, a predicted model, not a curated record
AUGGAUGAUCCAAAGCUUGAAAGAGGGACAACUAUUUCUUCUGAUCUCUUCAAAGCAAUCCAAGAAUCAAGGCUUGCAAUCGUUGUUCUCUCGCCAGACUAUGCUUCUUCUUCCUGGUGCUUGGGUGAACUUACAAAGAUUCUCCAAUGCAUGAAAUCCAACGGCACACUUCUGCCUGUGUUUUAUAAUGUGGAUCCCUCCGAUGUGCGAAAACAAAGCGACAGUUUUGCAGGCGCGUUCGCUGAGCAUGAGAAGGGGUUUAGGGAAGACAUAGAAAAGGUGAAGCGCUGGAGAGCUGCUUUAACAGAAGUUGCUAAUUUAUCUGGGUUGGAUUCAAAUAAGAUUCAGUGUGAAAGAAAGCUCAUUGAAAAGAUUGUUGAUUGGGUGUGGGGGAAAGUGCAUCGCACAUUCAAAUUGUUGGAUUCCACAGAGUUAGAGGGAAUUGUGGGAAUUAAGUUUACACGUGAGCAAAUGAAUUUGCUUUUAGAUCCUACAGAUGAUGUUCGCUUUGUAGGGAUAUGGGGAAUGGGCGGCAUCGGCAAGACAACCAUUGCUAAGCUAGUUCAUGAUAGCAUUUGUAUGCAUUUUGAAGUUAGUUGCUUUCUUGCUAAUGUUAGAGAGGUUUCUCAACGUGGUAAUCUUGUUGAUCUACAAAGAAAGCUUCUUUCCCUGAUCUUAAAGGAACAAAUAACUGAUGUUUGGGAUGAACAGUCGGGAACCUAUUUCAUCAAGAAUUGCCUAUGUAAUAAAAAGGUGCUUCUCAUUCUUGAUGAUGUGAAUGAAUCAAGCCAACUAGAGAAAUUUGCUAAGGAAAAGGAUUGGUUUGGUAAGGGGAGUAUCAUCAUCAUUACAACUAGAGAUGAACGGUUGGUUAAAAAGAAUGAUAUGGAGAUAUCAUAUAAGGUUGAGGGAUUAGGUGAUGAUGAGGCUCUCGAGCUCUUUAGUCUGAACUCCUUUAAAAAAUUUGAGCCUGAGGAAGGUUUUUGGGAAUUGUCCAAGUCCUUUGUAAAUUAUGCUGGAGGCCUUCCCUUAGCUCUUAAAAUUUUGGGAUGCUCUGUGUAUAAGAGAGAUCGAGAUGAAUGGGAAAGUGAAUUGGAUAAGCUACGGAAAAUUCUUGAGCCAAAAAUUUUCGAUUUGCUCAAACUAAGUUAUGAUGGACUAGAUGAGAUGAACAAGAAUAUAUUUCUUGAUGUUGCAUUUUUCCAUAAGGGGAAGUACAAGAAUGAAGUAAUUGAAAUGCUAGACAGUUGUGACCGUUGUGGUGGGAUAAAUGCUCUGGUUGAGAAGUCGCUCUUAACUUUUGAUAUUUUAAACAUUGUUGGGAUGCAUGAUUUGAUUCAAGAAAUGGCAUUUGAAAUUGUUCGUCAAGAGUCUCCUGAAGAGCCCGGUGGACGCAGUCAAUUGUGUCAUCGUAAUGACAUCAUUCAUGUAUUGAUAAACAAUACGGGAACUAACAAAAUUCAAGGCAUCGCCUUACGCAUGGUGAAACUUAAAAAGGCGGAUUGGAAUUGUGAAGCAUUCUCUAAGAUGAUUAACCUGAAAUUUCUUGAAGUUGAUAAUGUGAUCAAUACUUCAAGCCCCAUAAUUCUUCCUAAUUCCUUAAGAAUUAUGAUAUGGAAUUAUUUUCCUUCGAAAUUUCUCCCAUCAGAUUUUCAACCGAAUAAACUUGUUUCGCUUGAGAUGCAGGACAGUGAACUAGUUGGGCUGUGGGAUGGAAGAAUUGACUUACCCAAUUUGAAAUACAUGGACCUUAGUUGGUCUCGAAACUUAGCAACAACCCCAAAUUUCACUGGCAUUCCAAAACUCCAGAUGUUGGAUCUUAAAGGGUGUGAGAAUUUGGUUGAGAUUCACCCGUCCAUUGCAUAUCUCAAAUGGCUUACAGAUCUAAUACUAUAUGGAUGCAAAAGUGUUAAGAGUCUUCCAAGGGAAAUAGAAAUGGAUUCUCUUAUAUAUUUAAGUCUUUGUGGUUGUUCUAAACUGAGAAAGAUUCCAGAAUUUUCAGAACAAAUGGAAAAUUUGUCAAAGCUUGGUUUGAGUGGGACUGCCAUUGAGAAAUUACCUUCAUCAAUUGGACGUCUUGUUGGCCUUACUUCUCUGGAUGUAAGAAAUUGUACAAAUCUCUUGGGUCUUCCGAGCGCAAUUUGUAAUUUGAAGUCUCUUAAAGCGCUCUAUGCAGAUGGACGCUCUGUUGAAAUGAUUAAAGUACGUAGAUCACAGUCUAAUAAAUUAAGGUUUUGGUGGGGCCUCCAAAGAAAGGCUUUUGUGUUGGGUUCGCUACAUGGUUUAUGGUCUUUGACGCUUUUGGAUCUGAGUAAUUGUGGUCUUUGUGAAUGGGAUAUUCCCGUUGAUAUUGGCUGCUUGUCCUCUUUAGAAGAAUUAAACCUUAGUCGAAACAAUUUUGUUACCCUUCCUGCAAGCAUUGGAUGUCUACCUAAGCUUAAGUCACUUAAGGCCAAUGGGUGCCAAAAGCUUCAACAAUUGCCCCAUCUCCGCUUUGGAUUGAUUGAGAAUGACUUCUACACUAUUAGAAUAUACACAGAGGAUUGCACUUCCUUAAAAAUGUUGCCAAAGUUGAGCAUAAAAAACAGAAGAAGAAGUUAUGUUGGGUUCGUGUUGAGUUGUGUGAAUUGCAUUGGAUUGGUUGAGAAUGAAGGUUGCGAUGCUAUACUUGGAAUGCUCUGGAUUGGUCUGGAUGGGAGAUUCCUUCAGGAUGGAAUAAUCUCCUUGAUAGUUUGUGCAAUCUCCUUCAAUUAUGCAGUCUUCUCUUAUUUAGCAUAUCUGAGUUCUAAAUUACCUCAUGUAACAGACUGGAAUUCUGAGAGGUUCAUUAACCGUCGUAUAAGUGAGCGUCAUAUGAGACGAAAAUUUUAUACCGCGGUCAACAUGUUCAGUGGAAUUGGGCAGUGCUAG